This is a messenger RNA of Pangasianodon hypophthalmus (striped catfish), 13382 nucleotides long. It is a transcript of the gene dync2h1, whose product is annotated as cytoplasmic dynein 2 heavy chain 1. Lineage: Eukaryota; Metazoa; Chordata; Actinopteri; Siluriformes; Pangasiidae. The record is from RefSeq and is a predicted model, not a curated record. Gene Ontology annotation, molecular function: ATP binding; ATP hydrolysis activity; minus-end-directed microtubule motor activity. The transcript is spliced from 93 exons. Gene Ontology annotation, cellular component: dynein complex. Gene Ontology annotation, biological process: microtubule-based movement. The coding region runs from base 162 to 13100 and encodes 4312 amino acids.
GUCAGCUUGGCCGCUCGCGCAGUACAACAAUCCUUCAGGCUGCUAGCAGAAUGUCGCCAAAACUGGAUUUAUCUGCGACAACUUUGACUUAAAUUGGCUUUUAUUACAACAUACUUGUUUUAUAAAACUGACAGAAGGUUUAUUCAGUGAGUUGGCGAACCAUGGCUCCGAUGCUGGAUGACCCCCGGAAGCUGUUCCUCCUCACCACGGUGGGAAAUUAUUUCAGCGUGAAGACCUCACCUGCACUCGCCACCUGCACGCAGAUCAACAACUUCCUGGACGACGCAAACGAGUUCCUGUUAGCUGCGAGCACGGAUGGAGACGAGCUCCGCUUCUCCAACAGGAUGGACAGCGGGCAGUGUGAGAAGCGAGUGCUGGUGUUCUUUAAGCUGCGUCCGUGUGUGAUUACGGAGGAGAAUAUCAGCAGCAUGGUGUUAGUUUCCUCCAUGUUGGAAUCUCCCAUCAGCACCCUGUACCAGUCCAUUAGGACAGUGUUUAAUCCUGCACUACAUCAGGAUGAGAAGUGGAGUCAGGCCUUUGAUCCUCGGCUGCAGUCUUUGCUCAGUGAGCUGGAGGCCGGUUUGGGCUCUGCGCUUCGACACACACAUCCAAAGAAUUCUGGGAAAAAGACUCUUUCAGAGGACGAUGUUCUUGGGAUGGUGACUCCAUGUGAUGAGUUUCAGUACUGGGCUGAAGUGAGUCGCUCAGCAGAGAGGAGCAGUGCGAGAGAGCGAGCCAUGCACUUUUCUCAGCUGUUCAAACCCAUAGAGAAGGACUACAGUUCUCUGGACAGUGCGAGUCUGACAGAGGCGCUGGAGCUGAUAGAACACACUCGAGACGUUCUGGACGAUGUGUGGAAGCAGAACGAACAUACGCCCUACUCCGAAACACGCAUGCGCAGACUCAUGGACGUGACAGGCUUCUCUCUGGCUCGGUUCGUGCAGAAGAAGCUUUGCGUGCUGCGUCUGUGGGAGGAGCCAUACUCCAGCGUGAGAGAGAGUCUCAAAACGGGCGUGGCUGUCUGUGAGCAAUGGGUGGCGGCAUGCGAACACCUGAGCAGCCAGGUGUGGAAACGCUACUCGCCCCACCCAUGGAGCGGAGAGAAGCACCGCCCACUCGGUCUGCACGACCUCACACACCGACUGCAGGAGGUGCUGCAGUUGCGUACGGUGCAAGAGAAGCUCCAGCGGUUGGUGUUUGGAGCGCAGCAGCAACAGAUUUCUGCCUCCAUAGUGUUCGAGCCUUUCACUGGUCUCAACCCUGUACUGUACAACCCUUACACUGAGCCUUUAUGGAGAGCCGCCGUGUCUCAGUUCGAAAGAUUGAUCGCCCCGGCUGAACAGGAAGUAGCAGGACGACUGAAAGCUUUCAUCAGAGAUGUGCAAGACAGUCCCCAGCAGUUGCUGCUGGUGUUCCAGAAGCACAGAGACCUCAUCAAACGUCCAACAGUGAGCAAGGAGCUCCAGCCAGAGAGAGAGACACUGCUUACACGCCUACUCGACUACUGCAGAGGGCUGCGUGCUGAUUUUGAUGGCCGAUGCCAUGGUGUUCCAGGAGAGAAAACCGGGCCUCUGGCAGGCAGGAACCUUCCUGAGGUUGUUAACAACAUAGUUUGGGUCAGACAGCUGCUCAUGAAGGUGGAAGACUCUUUAAAGAUGGCGGAGGCGCUGUUAUCAGACCUGCCAGGCUUCCGUGCGUUUGUGCAGUUCUCUGAUGAGGUUCUCGAGCAGCUGAGGUCAUACGAGCAGGAGCAGUUUGAUGACUGGACAAGAGACUUAAUCUCCGGACUAUCAGACCCCAAAUCAGGAAUCAGUUUGCAGGCCAGUAACCGGGUGAUGGAGCUGGAUCAUGUAGAUGGAAAGCUGAAGGUUCAGUACUCCGAGCGCUUGGUGAGUUUAGUGAAGGAGGUGAGACAGCUCUCUGCUCUCGGCUUCACCGUUCCAGCCAAGAUCAUACAGGCAGCUACCGUCGCUGAGAGGUUCCACAGACAGGCUCUCGUAUUGAAACAGGUGGCUCAUUUCUACAACACCAUAGACCAACAGAUGAUUCCUUCCCAGAAACCAAUGAUGCUGAAUUAUGCUCUGGCCUUUGAGCAGGUUAUUAAGCAGAGUCCUCGUGCAGAGACGCGGGAUGGAGGAGGCAAACUGCAGAUAACGUGGGAGAACCCAAAAGAGCUGGAGAUUUACAUUAACAAGCUGCAGAAUGCUGCAGAGAGGCUCUCCGCCCAGAACAGGAAGCUCCGCAAGUGGCACACUGACUUCACUGACAAGGUGGUCAUGUUGAUGAGUGUAGAUCUCCUGCGGCAGCAGCAGCGGUGGAAGGAAGGACUGCAGGAGCUCAGGGCUGGAUUCGCGACCAUCGAGUCCCAGGGCGUGCGAGUGAGCGAUAUGCAUGCAUGGAGACAGCACUGGAAUCAUCAGCUGUAUAAAGCCCUGGAGUUUCAGUACCAGUGCGGACUGCAAGCGCUCAACAAGAACCUUCCUGAAAUACACAUCGACCUCGUUUUUAAGCACGGCCGCGUGCAGUUCCGGCCGGUGUGUGAGGAGCUGCGUGUGAGGUACUACAGAGAGCUGAAGCGCUUCAUCAGCAUCCCCAAUCAGUUCAGAGGAGUGUAUGAGAGUGACAAGGGGGCGGAGCCUAUAUUCACCGCCAUGAUUGACAACAACUCCCGAGCCUUCAUCACCAUCUACAGCAACGCCGAGCAGCUGUUCAGCAGACUGCAGCAAGUACAGGACAGGUUCAGGGAGUGGGUGGUGUUGGGACAGGUGGAUAUGGAGGUUCUGGUGGAGAAACACCUUCUCACAGUACAGGACUGGGAAAGAAACUUCAGAGCCCUUAAAGCGAAAGGGAAAGAGGUCGAACGUCUUCCCAGCGUGGAGAAGGUGGACUGCUUCACGGUAAACUGUGAGCCAGUGAAGGCCGCGAUUGACGAUUUGAUCCAGAAACUAUUUGACACAAUGCUGACAGCUCUGAGGAAAUCCAUCCAGGGUCAUAUACAGGCCGUAGACUCAUUUGUUAACAGUGGGAUGGCUGCGUUAUCUACACGACCAGAGAGCAUAGAGGAGAUCGGAGAAGCCAACUCCAAACACAGCCAACUCCAGGCCCAGAAACCUGAGGUUCUGCCCCAGUUCCAGCAGAUGGAGGAGAAGAACAGACUUCUUCGCUCGGUUGCAGGAGGAGGCGUUGACUCAAUCAGCUCGCUCAGAGCAAAGUGGGACAAAUUCGAGCUGAUGAUGGAGAGUCACCAGCUCAUGAUCAGAGAACAGGUAGAGGUGAUGAAGAACAGCGUGUCGGGUCGAGUCAGCGUGUACUUGCAGGAGCUGCAGAAGUUCCGCUCUCGUUGGGAUCAGCUCCGACCCGCCGAUGAUGUCAUCGAGUCAUGUGACCCCGACGCCUUGCAGCGCUGUGUGGAACGAGUGAGGGAGAAGAGAGAGGAGUUUAAUGAGCUCGAGAACACACGCACGAAGCUGCUGGAGGAUUGUGAGCACUUUGGGCUGGAUGUUCCGGACAUGUCUCUUGCAUUGGACACACUACACGACCUGCAGAGGUGUUCAGACAUGUGGAGCCUGUAUGAGGAGUUUCAAAACACACUAAACACCAGUGCGCAGCAGGACUGGAUCACCUUCAGGAGCAGGACACAUGAGUUUGAGGAGUUUGUGUUCAUGUGGCACGAUCGCCUGAGGAAGCAGGAGGAACAUAACACCAUGACGGUCAUGCUGCAGAAGGAAGUGGACAAGUACAAGACUCUGCUUCCUGUGCUGAAGUAUGUGAGAGGUGAUCACCUGUCUCAAGAUCACUGGCUGGAUCUGUUUAGACUGCUCGGCCUCCCCAAAGGAACCACUCUGGAGAGACUCCUGUUCAGAGACCUGCUGACCGUCUCACACACCAUCAUAGAUAAAGCCCUGGAGCUGAAGGACCUGAACAGCCGUGCUCAUGCGGAGGUGAGUAUCCGUGAGGCUCUGCGUGAGGUGGAGCUGUGGGCUGCUGGAGCGAGUUUCUCUCUCACUGAGUACACCAACAGCACCAGCGCUCACAUCAGCCUCAUUCGCGAGUGGAGAGACGUCAUGAACCAGGUUGGAGAUAACCGGUGUCUGCUGCAGUCCCUGAAGGACUCGCCAUAUUACCAGCGCUUCCACGAUAAGGUGUCUCUGUGGGAGACUCGUCUCGCUGACCUCGAUGACUUCCUGCAGAGCCUCAACAGCAUCCAGAGGAAGUGGCUCUACCUCGAGCCCAUAUUUGGGCGUGGCGCGUUGCCGCGGGAACAGGCCCGGUUUCACAGGGUGGACCAGGACUUCAGGGCCAUAAUGUCGGAUGUGCAGAGAGACAGCAGAGUGACGUCUCUAACCACGCGAGCAGGAAUGAGAAACUCUCUGAACACACUGCAGGAUCAGCUACAGCGCUGUCAGAAAUCCCUCAAUGAUUUCCUUGAGGAGAAACGUUCUGCGUUUCCUCGUUUCUAUUUCAUCGGUGAUGACGACCUGCUGGAGAUCCUGGGCCAAGCGACAAAUCCCACUGUCAUCCAGACACACCUGAAGAAGCUGUUUGCAGGAAUCCACAGUGUGGACUUUGACUCGAGCUGCAGCAGAAUCACAGCUAUGAAGUCACUAGAAGGAGAGACGGUCCCUCUGAGGAACACAAUCACCAUCUCUAAUGAUGUGGAGGUGUGGCUGAGUGAACUGUCCUCAGAAAUGAAGGAGACGUUGCAGUUCCUGCUGUGCGAGUGUGUGAAAGCAGUGAAGGGAGGCGGAGUCGACCCCAACCGCUUCCCCUCACAGAUCCUGUGCCUGGCUGAACAGAUCCAGUUCACAGAGGAUGUAGAAAGCGCCAUCCGUGAGCAGAACCUGCACCAACUGGAGCUCGAGCUCACGGCCAAACUGGAGCACUACACCGACACAAACGCUCGCAUAGAGUCCGCAGACUCCAGUGUGUUACAGUUGAAGCUGAAAGCUCUGAUCCUGGAUGUGAUCCACAACCUGUCGGUGGUGCGGGAGCUGCUGGAGGUUCACGUUCACAGUGCGGACGACUGGGUGUGGAAGAAACAGCUGCGUUUUUACCUGAACACUGAUCAGCGCUGCACUGUACACAUGGUGGACGCAGCGUUCAACUACACCUACGAGUACCAGGGUAACGCCCCGAAGCUAGUGCACACUCCGCUGACGGAUAAGUGCUACCUCACGCUGACUCAGGCCAUGAGGAUGGGUUUGGGAGGAAACCCGUACGGACCGGCCGGAACCGGUAAAACUGAGUCUGUUAAAGCGCUGGGAGGACUGCUGGGCCGACAGGUGCUGGUGUUCAACUGUGAUGAGGGCAUCGACGUGAAGUCUAUGGGUCGUAUCUUCGUGGGGUUGAUAAAGUGCGGAGCUUGGGGCUGCUUCGAUGAGUUCAAUCGUCUGGAGGAAGCCGUGCUGUCUGCCGUGUCCAUGCAGAUCCAGGCCAUUCAGGACUCACUGAGACAGCAUAGAGACACCUGUCACCUCCUGGGCAAAGAGGUGGAGCUGGACCCAAACUCUGGUGUGUUCAUCACUCUGAACCCCGCCGGUAAAGGUUACGGAGGGAGACAGAAACUUCCGGACAAUCUGAAGCAACUUUUCCGCCCUGUUGCCAUGACGACCCCCGAUAACGAGCUCAUUGCUGAGGUCAUCCUCUACUCCGAGGGCUUUAAACAGGGGAAAGAGCUUGCACGCAAACUCACUGCUGUGUUCAACCUGGCCAGGGAGUUGUUGACUCCUCAGCAGCACUAUGAUUGGGGGCUGCGUGCUCUGAAGACGGUGCUGAAAGGCUGUGGGAAUUUAUUACAGCUACAGAGGAAACAACACACAGAAGUGAGUGAGAGUGUGUUAGUGGUGCAGGCUCUCAGGUUGAACACACUCUCGAAGCUGACGUUCUCAGACAGCGCUCGCUUCGAUGCCCUGCUUAGAGACGUCUUUCCUGCAGUGGACUUCAACGAAGUGCACUAUGAAGAGCUGAAGAACGCCCUUCUGGGCGCUUAUGAAGAAGCACAACUUGAGAUCAUACCUAGCCAGGUGAGGAAGGCUCUGGAGCUGUAUGAACAGAUGAGGCAGCGGAUGGGCGUGGUCAUGGUCGGUCCGAGCGGCUGCGGGAAGUCAACCGUGUGGCGUUUGCUGCGUGCCGCGUUAAAGCGUCUUGGCCUCACGGUGCAGCACCACACCGUCAACCCUAAAGCGCUGAGCCGACAGCAGCUGCUGGGACACAUGGACAUGGACACGCGCGAGUGGAGCGACGGAGUCAUCACCGCUGCUUCCAGACACGUCAUCCGGGAACCUCAAGAGGUGAGUUCGUGGAUCGUGUGUGAUGGUGAUAUCGACCCAGAGUGGGUGGAAUCCCUGAACUCGGUUCUGGAUGACAACCGUUUGCUGACAAUGCCGAGCGGAGAGCGCAUUCAGUUCGGCCCAAACGUCAACUUCCUGUUCGAGACACACGACCUGAGCUGUGCUUCUCCUGCCACCAUCUCCCGCAUGGGCAUCAUCUUUCUCAGUGAUGAGGACACUGAUGUUAGCGCUCUGCUGAAAGCAUGGUUAAGGAGAGAGCAGGUGGAGAACAGGGACAAUCUGGAGAUCUGGAUUAAUGAAUACUUCCAGCGAGCACUCAACUGGGUGUUCACACAGGGGGAGUGUGUGGUAGAGACUAGUCUGGUAGGGGCUGUCCUGAAUGGUUUGUCCCAUCUGAGGGGGGUGAGUGAGCGGGGGGAGUUUAUAGUUGGGUUGAUCCGUGGACUCGGAGGAAAUCUGCAGCUAAAAUCACGACAGGAGUUCGCCAAGCAGGUGCUAAGCUGGGCAGGAGAGAUCCCUCCUGAUCCGCGGAACCCUCUGGAUCUGUACUACGAUCGUGACUCCGGUCGAGUGUGUGUGUACGAGCUGCAGCGUGGCGAUGGAGUGCGUGUGGAGGACUUGAGCAAUACGCACACACUCCCCGUCAUACACACUCCACGUACACAGCAUGCUCUACACAACUUCACACACUGGCUCCAGUCUGGACACACACAGCCAUUCCUGCUGGUUGGGCCAGAGGGCUGUGGCAAGGGGAUGUUGUUGCGUUAUGCGUUUUCCAGGCUGCGCUCCACUCAGGUGGCGGUGGUUCACUGCAGCGCUCAGACGACGUCGCGGCACGUCCUGCAGAAACUCACUCACACGUGCGUGUGCAUCAGCUCCAACACACACCGCGUGUACCGGCCGCGUGACUGCGAGCGGCUCGUCCUCCACCUCAAAGACAUCAACCUCCCCAAACCGGACAAGUGGGGGACCAGCAACCUGAUCGCCUUCCUGCAGCAGGUCUUGACAUAUCAGGGCUUCUAUGAUGAAAGUCUAGAGUGGGUCGGUUUGGAGAACAUUCAGAUCGUUUGUUCGAUGUCAGUUGGAGGCGCUGUGGGACGCCACACACUCACCUCACGCUUCACCUCUAUAGUGCGCAUCUGCACCAUUGAUUAUCCUGACAGAGAGCAGCUGCAGACAAUCUAUAGCGCAUACCUUUCACCUGUGUUGCAGAGAACUCUGGGUAAUCAUCCCACCUGGAGUUCUGUUGGGAAGAUCCAUCAGCUCGCUGGCUCAUUGGUCCAAAUCUAUGAGCAGGUGAAGGCUAAGUUCACCGUAGAUGACCACAGUCACUACCUGUUCACUCCGUGUGUGUUGACUCAGUGGGUACUGAACCUGCUCAGAUACGACCUGACUGCAGGUAAAUGCGUUACUCCCACAGACUCUGUGCUGGAGGUGGUAGUGUACGAGGCUCACCGGCUCUUCAGAGACAAACUCGUCUCAGAUAAAGACUUGCAUGCAUUUGACAACAUCCUCAGCUCUGUCAUUCGAGGAGAUUGGGGCUCUGAUGUGCUGGACAAUGUGUCUGACACAUUCUUUGUGACGUGGGGCGCAAGUCAUGAUGGGCGUGGUCACGACAAGCCCCUCCCACUUUAUGGGAAACCACUUGGCCGACUCAACUCCAGCGACCUCACAGAAGUCAUCCGCAAGGGGGUUCUUCAGUAUGAACGUGAGAACCGGGAGUUGGACUUGCUGAUCUUCCCGGAGGUGUUAGACUUUGUGUGUCGUGUAGACCGGGUCCUGUCUGCUCCAGCCGGGUGUGUGCUGCUAGCGGGCCGGAGCGGCGUGGGUCGACGCACGGCUGUGUGUUUGGUCACGCACAUGCACCGUGCCACGCUCCACACACCCAGGAUCAGUCGCUCAUACACACUCAAACACUUUAGGAAUGACCUUAAAACCGUGAUGCAGAUGGCGGGUGUAGAAGGGCAGCAGACGGUCCUGUUGUUGGAGGAUCAUCAGUUUGUACAUCCCUCCUUCCUGGAGAUGGUCAACAGCCUGCUCUCUUCAGGUGAAGUUCCCGGGCUGUACUCUACAGAAGAGCUGGAGCCGUUACUGUCAUCUCUGAAGGAUCAGGCAGCGCAAGAUGGAUUCACCGGACCCCUUUUUAACUACUACACACAUCGUGUGCAGCAGAACCUCCAUGUGGUGUUGAUCAUGGACUGCACCAAUGAAAACUUUACCAUCAACUGUGAGAGCAACCCGGCACUGUACAGGAAGUGCAGUGUGCAGUGGCUGGAGGGAUGGAGAGACAGCAGCAUGAAGAAGAUUCCUGAGAUGUUUCUGUCCGAAAUGGAAGAGGAGAAGAGCUCAGAAAAAAAAACGAAGAAACACAAAACAGACUUCUUCCACUCGUUUCUGAUGAUCCACAAGUCGUGUCGCGAUUACGGAGCGACGCCUAACCGAUACCUGAGCUUCCUCAAGGUGUAUCAGUCCAUUUACAGCACGAAGAAGAGAGAGCUCACUCAGAGACAGCAGCACCUGCAGGCAGGCGUGGCUAAGCUAAACGAAGCAAAGUCAUUGGUUGAUGAGCUGAAGAGGCGCGCAGCUGAGCAGAGCAUGUUACUGAAAACUAAACAGGCGGAGGCAGAUGCAGCACUGCAGGAGAUCACCACGUCCAUGCAGAAUGCAAGUGAUCAGAAGACAGAGAUGGAAAAGCUGAAGGGAAGGAUGGCGCAGGAAGUGGCCAAAAUAGAGGAGCGAAAAGAGAAGAUUGAUGACGAACUGAAAGAAGUCCAGCCCCUGGUUGAAGAGGCGAAGCAGGCUGUUGGAAACAUCAAACCGGAGUCUCUGUCUGAGAUUCGCUCGCUGCGAAUGCCACCGGAUGUCAUCAGAGACAUUCUGGAAGGAGUGCUGAGGCUCAUGGGAAUCUUCGACACCUCCUGGGUCAGCAUGAAGAGUUUCUUGGCUAAGCGCGGCGUGAGAGAGGACAUCGUGACGUUUGACGCCCGAAACAUCACACACGAGAUCCGGGAGAGCGUGGAAGAGUUACUGCACAGGAACAGGGCCUCCUUCGAUCCGAAGAACGCAAAGCGUGCGAGUGCAGCGGCGGCUCCGUUAGCUGCAUGGGUGAAAGCGAAUGUCCAGUACUCUCACGUCCUGGAGAAGAUACAACCACUGGAGACUGAGCAAGCAGGACUAAUGGAAAACCUGCGUAAGACGGAGAGUCGGAUGAGUAAACUGGAGGCUCAACUCAACUCUGUUGGAGAAAGAGUGUCAGAGCUGAAGGACAAGUUUCAGUGUCGUACAACUGAAGCUGCAAAACUAGAAGCCGAUGUGAGCAGAGCUCAGGAAACCAUCAGCGCUGCGGAGAAACUCAUCCACCAGCUGGACGGAGAACACACUCGCUGGAGCACACAGGUGGAUGAGAUUAGCGAGGAGCUGAAAACUCUUCCGAAGCGCGUGCAGCUGGCAGCAGCGUUUAUCACGUACCUGUCUGCCACACCUGAGGAUCAGCGCAGAGCCACAUUGCACAGCUGGAUGGAGCAUGCAGAACUGCAGAAGUUUGAUUUACGUCAUUUCCUGUGCUCUGAGAGUGAACAGCUGAUCUGGAAGAGUGAAGGACUGCCAUCUGAUGACCUGUCUAUGGAGAACGCCCUCGUUAUCCUGCAGAUCACUGCAUUAAAGAACCGGAGUGUGGCGUGUCCGUUUCUCAUAGACCCUUCCUCUCGAGCCACAGAAUGGUUACGCACUCACCUUAAAGCACAACGGUUAGAGGUCAUCAACCAACAGGACUCUAAUUUUAUGACAUCAUUGGAGUUGGCAGUGCGUUUCGGAAAAACGUUGAUAAUUCAGGAAGUGGACGGCGUCGAGCCAGUGCUUUAUCCUCUAUUGCGCAGAGACCUAAUCGCACAAGGUCCUCGUUACGUAGUUCAGAUCGGAGAGAAAGUCGUCGACUAUAACGAGGAUUUCCGCUUGUUUCUGGCAACCCGCAACCCCAGUCCGUUUAUACCCCCUGAUGCUGCUUCUAUUAUAACUGAAGUGAAUUUUACCACCACCAGAGCAGGACUGCGUGGGCAGUUGUUGGCGUUGACCAUCCAGCAUGAGAAACCGGAACUGGAGAGAGAGAAGACCCGACUGUUGCAGCAGGAGGAGGAGAAGAAGAUUCAGCUUGCCCUGCUGGAGGACUCGCUGCUACAGACUCUGGCCACAGCUCAGGGAAACAUUUUGGAGAAUAAGGAGCUGAUCGAGUCUCUGAAUCAGACGAAGGCGAGCAGCGCUCUGAUACACACCUCUCUCACAGAGUCGCACAGACUGCAGGCCUCGCUCGACCAGGAGAGAGAUGCCUAUUUGCCAUUAGCCGAAAGUGCCAGUAAGAUGUAUUUUGUAAUCACGGAUUUAUCGCGUGUUAAUAGCAUGUACCGCUUUAGUCUGGCCUCCUUCAUCAGAAUCUUCCACAGAGCGCUGCAGACUCAACAGGAGAGUGACAGCACUGAGGCGAGGAUCGCAGCACUGGAGAUGUCUUUGAAGAGCAUGGUGUAUGAAUACGUCUGCCGCUCGCUGUUUAAGGUGGAUCAGCUGAUGUUUGCACUGCACUUUGUGAAGGGAACGCAGCCAGAACUCUUCCAGGAGAACGAAUGGGAUGCGCUCAUUGGACUGAUAGUCGCAGACACGAUCAGGAAGACGGAUUCCCAGAAGUCCUUGCAGGAACACAUUCCUUCCUGGAUUGAUCAGGAGAGACACACUGCUGUGGCUUUACUCAAGAGUACAUUUCCGGCGCUGUAUCAGUCCCUGUGUCUCGGCGACGCAGAUCUCUGGCUCUCAUUUUCACAAAGCUCCGUCUGCGAACAGGAAAUCCCUUCUUCCAUCGCCAAGAAGAUCUCUCUCUUUCAGCAGGUGCUGGUGGUCCAGGCUCUCAGACCGGACAGACUGCAGAGCGCCAUGGCCAACUUCGCCUCACAUACACUGGGAAUGAAGGAACUGUCUCCUCCGCCGUUAAACCUGAGACGGCUCUACGGCGAGACGGUAGAGACAGAACCGGUGCUGAUCAUCAUUUCUCCCGGAGCCGACCCGUCUCAGGAGCUGCAGGAGCUCGCUAACCACACCGUGGGACUCGAGCGUUACCACGAGGUGGCCAUGGGGCAGGGCCAGGCCGAUGUGGCUCUGCAGGUUCUCAGAGAGUGUGUGUGUAACGGAGAGUGGCUCUGCCUGAAGAAUCUGCACCUUGUCACUCAGUGGCUCCCCCUGCUGGAGAAGGAGCUGAACAGUAUGCAGCCUAAAGCAGGGUUCAGACUCUGGCUUACUGCCGAGGUUCAUCCCAACUUCACUCCCAUUUUACUGCAGUCCAGCCUCAAGAUCACCUAUGAGGCUCCCCCUGGUUUGAAGAAGAACCUGCUGAGAACAUAUGAGUCGUGGAGUUCGGAGCAGAUCAGUAAAGGAGGAAACAUUGCACGUGCUCAGUCGCUCUUCUGCCUCGCCUGGUUUCAUGCUGUGUGUCAGGAGAGACGCAACUACAUCCCUCAGGGUUGGACUAAGUUCUACGAGUUCUCCCUGUCUGAUUUGAGAGCGGGAUUCGACAUCAUCGAUCGGCUGUUUGAAGGAGGAAAGAUGUUUCAGUGGGACUGCGUGCACGGUUUGUUAGAAAGUGCGAUCUACGGUGGACGUGUGGAUAACGUGUGUGACCUCCGAGUGCUGCGCUCGUACCUGCACCAGUUCUUCAGCAACGAGACCCUCACACACUCACGCACACGGGCCACGUCCGCUUUUCCUCCUCAGAUCAACCUGCCCAACUCCUGCGGCAUAGCGGAUUAUCAGCGUGUGGUGGACAGUCUCCCAGAGGACGAUAAGCCGAGUUUUUUCGGACUUCCUGCCAACAUCGAGCGUUCUGCUCAACGCAUCACCAGCACACAGGUGAUCUCUCAACUAAGGAUUUUGAGCAGAUCGGUGACUGCAGGGUCAAAGUUCGACCGAGAGCUGUGGGCGAGUGGCCUCUCACCUGUACUCAACUUAUGGAAGAGACUGAAUCAGGGUUCGUCUCUAAUCCAGCAGAAGCUGGCUCCGCCCACCGAGGGCGCCGGCUCCCCCGUGCUCUCAUUCGUCCUGUUGGAGCAGUUCAACGCUGUCCGAUUGGUCCAGAGCAUCCACCAAUCACUGGCCUCGCUCAGUAAGGUGAUCCGUGGAACCUGCCUGCUGACGGCCGACACCCACAAACUCGCCACCGCCCUGCUUAACCAGGAGUGUCCUCUGGGUUGGCAGAGUAAGUGGGAGGGGCCUGAUGACCCCAUGCAGUAUCUCAGAGCUGUGGUGAGCAGAGCCCUCGCUGUGCAGAACUGGGUAGAGAGAGUGGAGAGGAACACGCUGCUGAGUGACACCUUGGACCUUUCGGACCUCUUCCAUCCACACACCUUCCUUAACGCCCUGAGACAGGAGACUGCCAGAUCUAUGAGCUGCUCUAUGGAUAGUCUGAAGUUUGUAGCAUCGUGGAAGAGUCUGAUAGCUGGAGCUAAACUGCAAGUGAAGGUUGGAGGUCUUCAACUAGAAGGCUGUAGUUUUGAUGGGAAUCGACUGAGUGAGAAUCAUCACAACUCACCCAGUGUGUGUGCUGUUCCUACCUGCUACAUGGCCUGGAUUCUUCAGAAUAGCCCAGGUUGUUACUCCCCGGAGGAGUGUGUGUUGCUGCCGGUGUAUGCGAGCGCAGAGCGAGUGUGUGUGGUCACACACAUUGAUGUUCCAUGUGGAGGAAACCAGGAGCAAUGGAUCCAAAGUGGAGCUGCAUUAUUCCUCAAACAGCAGAAUUAUGAGAAAAGGGAAAAAAGACAAGAGAAGAGACACUGAAAGAGUGAGGAAGAAGAGACAAAAGGAAAGAAAAAAAGAGAGUAGGAAGAGAAAUGAGAAUGAGAGAAAGGGAGCCCUUCACUGUGCACAUGCAUGUGAGUUGAAGCAAAGCUCCUGACUGAUCAGCUGUAAAGCUCAUCGUAACAUCAAGCGACAGAUUAAAGGGGGAGUUCACCUUUUUCACAUUUGAGCAGUUCUGAAUAUUUAUUCGCACAUUUCUAGUCACCUUAGACACUUUUUAUGUCAGUACAUGCAGUUUUUCCCCACUAAUUUUUGAUCGUU